AUGUCAUCCUUAUUGCCCGAGAAAGCGGUUCACAGCCAUGCCAAUGGGUCAUUCUCGCAGUCUGCGAAGGUCAACAAAAGCGUGGCCCCAGCACUAGACCUAUCAAUUGGCGAGGCAGAAGAUGACUCUGACAUCAGGGCUAAAUACAGGCCAUUUAUCUUGGAUCACGAGGACACAGCAAGCGACUGGGUUUCCGAACUAGAGCUCGACACAGUUAUCGACUUGGCUCAGGCCAAUCUAGAAAUGACAGGCUCCCGACUCAAGAUUCUUGUUCUAUAUGGGAGUCAACGACAACGAUCCUAUUCCAAGCUGGCAGCAUUUAAGGCCGCUCGUAUUCUCUAUCGGCUUGGGUGUGACGCGCGCGUCUAUAAUCCUUCGCAGCUUCCUAUCCGUGAUUCCGUGUCGACGGACCACCCAGCCGUACAGGAACUUCGCGAGCUGUCACUGUGGAGCGAUGCACACAUCGACUGGAUCCCGCUAUCCACUGGUUCUGUAAAUGGCGGCAGUCAGUCCUUUAACACCGUCAACAGUCUUCGAAUUCUGGGUCGGUGGAUAAGGAUCAUCCCGACAGCGUUCAACGGUAAGGCUCGUUUGCUGCUAAGUGGCAACCGUGAUAGACUGGUGGACUGCAUGGAGGAGUUGGUUAAGUACACGAUUCUCAUGCGCCCUCAUCACGCACUGUUCGGAGACCGAUACAGCGAACGGAAGGAGAGCGCUGCCAAGGCGGUAAAGAAUUUUUCCAAUAACGCUGUGAAUUGA
Molecule: messenger RNA, 759 nt
Organism: Emericellopsis atlantica
Lineage: Eukaryota; Fungi; Ascomycota; Sordariomycetes; Hypocreales; Bionectriaceae
Product: flavoprotein-like protein
Exons: 6
Coding region: 1-759 (252 amino acids)
Molecular function (GO): oxidoreductase activity
Source: RefSeq, a predicted model, not a curated record